Molecule: messenger RNA, 2838 nt
Organism: Ixodes scapularis (black-legged tick)
Lineage: Eukaryota; Metazoa; Arthropoda; Arachnida; Ixodida; Ixodidae
Exons: 2
Coding region: 1-2838 (945 amino acids)
Biological process (GO): DNA integration
Molecular function (GO): nucleic acid binding; zinc ion binding
Source: RefSeq, a predicted model, not a curated record
AUGAAACUGGCGCUGCUUCAAAGAUUCCGGUAUACAAAAGAAGGUUAUCGCGAAAGAUUUCGUGAGACGAAGCCCGGAGAUUGGGAAACAAGAAAACAGUUUGCAGCCAGGUUGACGGGGUAUUUCGAUAGGUGGAUCGAAGUGGCAGGUGUCGACAAGGCUUUCGAGGCGCUCCGGGACAGAAUGCUAAUGGAGCAGUUCAUGACGACUUGCGCUAGUAAGUUGAUGGUCUUUGUCGAAGAAAGACACUGCUUGACCCUAGAUGAUUUGGCUGAAAAAGCCGACGUCUUUCUGGAAGCACAGACUCAGCCGAGCGCUUUAAAAGCGAAGGUAGAGGGACAAGACCCGAAAACCAGUGCAGGUACAGUCCCUAAAGCUUUCAGAGAGGACACACGGAGGAUCCUCCGAUGCUUUUUAUGCAAUAAGGUAGGACACAAAGCCGAGAAUUGCAAGGGUCGCAAUCAACAAUACAAACAAUCGACAUGUUGGCACUGCGGCCGGAUGGGACACAAGGCCGACAAAUGCACUAUGAGGGCCGGCGAUACACCACAAGCUUCGUGCCUGUGGACAGCCUCCGACGAAAUGGCAGGCGAACCAGAUGAGACCUACCUUACGUUAAAGAACGGCGACAAAAUACCAGUUGUUAACGCAGCUGUAGGGAGGCCACCCAAGUUUCUGGUGGAGAAUAUGCCUGUGGUCGAAGGCCGCAUUGGCGAGAGAAGAGUUACGGUGCUUCGGGACACUGGCUGCAAUACAGUAGUCGUAAGAAAGAACUUAGUGCCCGUUGGGUGCUACACUGGAAACUGUAGUCCCGUAUAUUUACUGGACCGAACAGUGAAAUACUUACCUGAGGCGGAAAUUGUGAUCAACACACCCUUUCUGGCAGGAAAAGUGGUGGCGAAGUGCAUUGACGAUCCCCUAUACGACUUAGUGCUUGGCAACGUUCCACAAGUGAGAGAUCCCAACGAUCCGAACCCAUAUUGGGAUUCCGAUCAACAACGAAGUGAGGAGAUGAAGACACCUACUGUCCAGGGAGUUGGCCACCAGCUGGACAAGAGAGCCGAGGUGCCAGAGAGGAAGGACCACAAAGAGGCCUCUCCGUACGACUCAGAAAACACGGACUUGGGACUGAUAACUCCGCUUUCAAGUACCGCGGGAGUGGGAGAGUCGAGGAAGAAUAAGAGCGGGAACAAAGCGGAACCUCCACUGAAUGUGCCACAGGUACCGAUUCUCGAAACGACAGUCGAGGAGCUAUCGACAGAACAGAGGAACGAUGCGUCCUUAAGGAAAUGUUUCGACAAGGUCGGAAAGGUGGUAAAGAGACACAAGUGUCGUACGAAGUAUGAAAUGGUGAUAAAGAACAACCUGCUUUUUCGGAGCUGUAUGUUUUCCACCGGGAGGAGUAUAGAGCAGCUGGCUCUUCCAGCAAGAUUUCGACCAACUGUCAUGGCAAUGGCACACGAUGGUAUCAUGUCAGGCCACCAAGGCAUGAAGAACACGCUCGCGCUAACGGCUGAAGAGUUCUUUUGGCCGGGAAUGCAGAGUGACAUCAAGAUGUACGUGCGCUCCUGCGAUGUAUGCCAGCGCACGGUGCCAAAAGGCAGAGUAGGCAAGGCGGCUCUUGGGACAAUGCCUGCCAUCGAGACGCCAUUCAAGAGGGUGUCGAUCGACAUCAUCGGGCCGAUCAACCCAACGGCGAGUUCGGGCAACCGAUAUAUUCUGACCAUGGUGGACGUCGCCACAAGGUACCCGGAUGCUAUUCCAUUAAGAAGCAUCGGCACGGAGAAAGUGGCAGAAGCCUUGGUGGAAAUGUUCUCUAGGUAUGGAAUCCCGAAUGAGGUUCUUAGCGAUAGAGGUUCCUGCUUCACGUCGGACCUCAUGAAAGAGGUAAGCCGGCUGCUGUCCAUGAAGCAUCUCAUGACUACAGCCUACCAUCCGAUGGGGAACGGGUUGGUGGAAAGAUUUAAUGGAACCAUCAAACAGAUGAUUAGAAGCAUGUGUCAAGAAAGGCCCAAGGACUGGGACAGGUACCUACCGGCACUACUGUUCGCCUACAGGGAAGUGCCACAGGCAAGCCUGAAGUUUUCACCAUUUGACCUACUAUACGGCCGAAGAGUUCGGGGACCUUUAGCCAUCCUUAAGGAGAUCUGGUCCAACGAAACGCUCGAAGACGACGUGAGGACGUCCUACGGUCACGUACUCGAGCUAAGAGAAAGACUACGAAGAACAUGUGAGUUGGCUCACCGCUUCUUGGAAGAGGCCAAGAUCAAGUACAAGGAGCACUAUGACAAAAAGAGCGUCAACCGCCAACUGAAAGAAGGGGACUUGGCCCUCAUUCUCCUACCGAGCGACCACAACAAGUUAAUAAUGCAGUGGAAAGGACCAUUUGUAGUAUCCUGCAAAAAGAACGAAGUGGACUACGAGCUCGAUGUUGGAGGACGCAAGAAGGUGUUCCACGUGAAUAUGCUCAAGAGAUACCAAGAGAGGGUCGAGGUCGAACGGAGGCAGCCAAGCUGCAGUGCGGCAACGCAGGAACUUGGCGAGGCUACACUUGCUGGAGAGGCCAACAAAGCAUCGACGCCUGAUAUCGUGAUUGCACAUGACUGGAAAGAGGUCACGGUCAACGAUGACCUGGAUGACGAUGAGAAAUAUGAGGUGUGGAGGUUGAUCGAACAGUAUAAGAGCAUAUUUUCAGAUCUUCCAGGUCAGACUAACUUGAUCACGUGCGACCUGAAAUUGACAACCGAAGAGCCUGUGCGGGAACAGGACUUUCACAUCGAAUACAUUAAGGGGAAAGACAAUGUUGGAGGAGACUUCUUAAGUCGUCUAGAGAGCUAA